This is a messenger RNA of Cheilinus undulatus (humphead wrasse), 2719 nucleotides long. It is a transcript of the gene snrnp70, whose product is annotated as small nuclear ribonucleoprotein 70 (U1). Gene Ontology annotation, cellular component: precatalytic spliceosome; U1 snRNP; U2-type prespliceosome. The record is from RefSeq and is a predicted model, not a curated record. The coding region runs from base 224 to 1603 and encodes 459 amino acids. Gene Ontology annotation, biological process: mRNA splicing, via spliceosome. Lineage: Eukaryota; Metazoa; Chordata; Actinopteri; Labriformes; Labridae. The transcript has 10 exons. Gene Ontology annotation, molecular function: U1 snRNA binding; mRNA binding.
CCCGUGAUCACGGCAACAGUAAGCUAGCUGCUCGUUAGGUCUUAUUGUGAGCACGCGCCGGGCCUACUCCGUACCCCGUGUUCUACCUGUGGUUUCUUACCUGUGAUUUUAACACAUUUACUCGGACUGAAGAGGUCCCGCAGACCCGCAGGCACUACCCGGUCCUUCCCCCGGUCCAUGGUGUGAUUUUUGUCCGCCCAUAGCGGAGGAGAGACGGUGAAAGAUGACUCAGUUUCUCCCCCCUAACCUUCUGGCCCUGUUCGCCCCCCGGGACCCCAUCCCCUUCCUGCCCCAGCUGGAGAAACUUCCCCAUGAGAAGCACCACAACCAGCCCUACAGCGGCAUCGCUCCCUUCAUCAGGCACUUCGAGGUGACUUUAACCCCCACAGGCUCCCGUAGCUUUGACAGAGACAGACUGGAGAGGAAGAGGAGGGAGAAAAUCGAGAGGAGGCAAGCUGUGAUGGAGACAGAGCUGAAGCUUUGGGACCCCCACAAUGACCCCAACGCACAGGGCGAUGCCUUUAAGACCCUGUUUGUGGCUCGAGUGAACUACGAUACCACAGAGUCCAAGCUGCGUCGUGAAUUUGAAGUCUAUGGCCCCAUCAAACGGAUUUACAUCGUGUACAACAAGAGGACGGGGAAACCUCGUGGCUAUGCUUUCAUCGAGUACGAGCAUGAACGGGACAUGCACUCCGCCUACAAACACGCCGACGGGAAGAAGAUCGACGGCAGGAGAGUGCUGGUGGAUGUGGAGCGAGGGCGCACCGUGAAGGGAUGGCACCCUCGAAGGCUAGGUGGAGGUUUGGGAGGCACCAGGAGAGGAGGCGCUGAUGUCAACAUCAAACACUCGGGCCGAGACGAUGCGUCCCGUUACGACGACCGUCCUCUGGGAGGUGAUCGAGACCGAAGGGAGCGCAGCAGGGAGCGAGACCGGGACAAGGACAGGGAGCGCAGGAGGUCCAGGUCCAGGGAGCGCCGCAGGCGUAGUCGAUCCAGGGAGAGAGAGAGAGAUAGGGACAGAGCGACCGCAGGAGAGGACGGAGGGGGCAGCAGGCGCAGAGAGAGAGACAGGGACAGGGAGAGAGGGGCAGGAGGCGACAGCAGGAGCAGGGAGAGGAGCAGAGAGAGGAAGAGGAGGAGCAGGAGCAGAGACCGUAAGAGAGACAGAGAGAGAGGUAAGGGGGCCGACGGGGAGGAGAUGGGGCAGGCUGACGGGGCCCCAGAGGGCGGGGACAGGAUGCUGGACGAGCACGAGGGGGAGGCGGGGGAGGGAAUGGAGGAGCGAAGGGACAGGGAGCGAGACAGGGACCGAGACCGCCGCCGCAGCCACCGGGACAGAGACAGAGACAGACGGCGAGAUCGGGACAGAGACCGCGAGCACAAGCGGGACAGGGAGAAGGGCGAGCGCAGGGAGGAUAGACACCGAGACGACAUGGCGGCCCAAGACGACAUGGGCCCCGAGGACGAGGGAGGGGCACCUCCUCACAUGGAGGAGUACAGCCAGGACGGGAUGAUGAUGGAGCAGCAGGAGGCGCCAUCGGCUGACGGCUAUGGCUCCGGGGAGAACGGAUACAAGAUGGAGGCAGCGGGAGAUGAGUACUGAGACCACGCCCCCUUACAGAUAACGGCGUGUCCUCACAGCACGUGACGCCAGCGAGCGUCAGAAUCAGCCUCAAAUGUGUUUCCUGUUAAAAUUGUCCCAGCAGCACAUGAGCGAUGCAGCAGGAUGGAUCUAGGGAUGAGCAAAGAUACUAAAAUCCAGGUCUCCAUUUCUUCACUGGCUCCUGGUUGUAAUGCAGCACCUCCACCAGGGGGUGGCUGCAGCACGCUGGAACUGCCAAUACACCACUAAAGAAGAAGAGAGCAGGAACAUCCAGGGUUAGAGAAAUGAUCGAUUUUACUCAACAUUUUUAUGUAAAUGAGCAGUUAAACGAUUGUCAUCAAGUGAAGUAGAGUAUUAGUUAACAUCAGUCAAAGCAGUGCUAAAUCUAAUAGCUGCUAAAGGCCAUUUUUAUUGUGUUAGGAUCAAUAGAAUAUAAUUUUAAGGCUGAGAUCUAGCUGAGAUCCGCUUUAGCCUCUAUCUCCCUGUUUCUGAUGAUCCAGGAGCAUCCUGCAGGAGUAUUUCCUUGGUUUCCUUCUCCUUUAGUUUCUCAGAGUGUUCUAGUUUGUUUUACAGUGAAUCAAUAAUGUCUGUAUCUGUAAGUGAAAUGUGAAGUUGUGUUAACACAAAGGCAAAACUUGUAGCCUUCAAAAUAAAAGCCCUAGAUGCUGAAGGGGAAUGAAAUCUCUCCAGGAUGCAGUGAGCGUCUCAUGCUGCAUGAUGCUAACGAUAUCUGACGCUGGCGUGCUAUGAGGACACGCUGUAAGUUCACUCGUACUGAUCCUCCUCCCCCCUCACAGAUAAGUUCAUUCACCCUGUCGAUGAAGAUGUGCGAGGACAUAUUUUUAAAUUAUUUCACUGCUCACAGCUGAUUUGAUCGUGCUGAAAAUAAUCCGUGCCACUCUCUGAUCAGUGAUGUUUUAGUUUUCUCUGGUGAUGAAAUGUCAAAUCUGGAGCUCGUUUCGUUGUCGAAGGGUCGACCCGUUUGAUUUUCUGAUCGGUGGAGCCGGUGGCUUCCACCCAGUUUCUGCUCUCUGUGUGAAAUUGAAGGAAGUGUAGUAAUGUGACCACAAGGCUGUUCUGUUUAUUCAUUCUGGAAUAAAUUCUUUUUUUUAAGUA